AUGUCAUCAGGAAUAAUAAAACUGGGAAGAACUAUCCGGCACUUGGGAAUAACUUGUCGCUAUGCAUCUACCUCAAGUGCAGAUCACGAUACGUACGACUUAGUGGUGGUCGGGGGUGGAAUAGUAGGAUGCGCUACGGCACGUGAAAUGCUCGAAAGACAUCCUAAUAUGAAAAUAGUUAUCGUUGAAAAGGAAAAUAAACUGGCAAUGCAUCAAACUGGCCACAACAGCGGAGUUAUUCAUGCCGGAAUUUAUUACACUCCCGGCAGUAUCAAGGCGAAAUUAUGCGUGGAAGGAUUAAAACUGUCUUACGAUUAUUUUGGCAAGCAUAAUAUUCCGUAUAAAAAGGUUGGAAAGCUUAUUGUAGCUCAGGAUCAGGAGCAGGCUAAGAGGAUUGACGAUUUAUACCAAAGAGGCUUGAAAAACAACUUUGAAAAGAUGGGUGGCAAAGUUAUUUUAAAUUAUGAAGUUACGGGCUUCGCUGAGAAUGCCGAGUCUCAAGACCACAAAAAAUUUCUCCCUAUUUGUGUGAUGUCCAAAAAUAAAAUGAUACACACAAAAUACGUGCUAACAUGCGCGGGCUUACACUCCGAUCGGCUGGCAGUAAUGACUGGGUGCGACUUUAGUCCCAGAAUAAUUCCAUUCCGCGGUGAAUAUCUUCUGCUAGAUGAAAAUAAGAAGCACCUGUGUAAAACAAAUAUCUAUCCAGUGCCAGAUCCAAGUCUUCCGUUCCUUGGGGUUCAUUUUACUCCAAGAAUCAACGGUGACAUUUGGCUGGGUCCCAAUGCUGUCUUGGCUCUCGCCAGAGAAGGAUACAGGUUUGUUAUUUUAUCGACCUGGACUGACAUAAACAUAAGAGACUGUAUCGAGAUGGCCAAAUCUCCAGGACUUUACAAACUCUGCUUUCGGGGACCUGCUGGUGUAAGAGCCCAAGCAAUGGACGACGAUGGUAAACUAGUCGACGACUUUGUAUUUGAUAACGGAGUUGGAAGUAUCGGUAGUCGAGUACUCCAUUGUCGAAACGCGCCAUCACCAGCUGCGACAAGUAGCAUGGCCAUUGCUAAACAUAUUUGCAAUAAACUAGAAAAAGACUUUAAAUUCUAG
Molecule: messenger RNA, 1104 nt
Organism: Cotesia congregata
Lineage: Eukaryota; Metazoa; Arthropoda; Insecta; Hymenoptera; Braconidae
Source: the annotation of a GenBank genome assembly